Messenger RNA from Adineta ricciae, 2742 nucleotides. The record is from the annotation of a GenBank genome assembly. Lineage: Eukaryota; Metazoa; Rotifera; Eurotatoria; Adinetida; Adinetidae.
AUGUUCACUGUGCUACAAACAGUAUUUCGUUUGCUACUGCUAUUACUUGGUGUUCUAUACAAAGUAAGGAUACAAGCAACAUCCGAGUCAAACUGGCCAGUUAGCACAUCGAAUACGAAACUACUCGGUUUCUUCCCUCAGCAAUCGAACAAUAAAACUUAUAAUGAAACCUGGAUCAUUCAUUGUAUGUCCAUGUUUCGUGCAGCUAUUCUUCUAUCGCAUCAAUACAAUAUGAUGUACCAAGGCGAACUGAUUGGUUAUGAAGAGAUCAUCACAGGCGAAGAUAUUAUGUUGACAAUUGAUGGUACAUGUAAUAAAGUGUCUACGUCGAAUAUCAUCGGAUUUGUUGGUCCAGCAUAUUCGAGAGAAGCACGAUAUCUCUCGUCAUUUGCACAUCGCUUGGGAAUAAUCAGUAUCUCAUACUCGGCGACGAGCCCGCAACUGUCGACUAUUGAUAGCCAAGCUUUCUUUCGUGUAGUUUCAUCAGAUGAAAACACUGCACUGGGCAUAUUAUUAUUAUUCCAACGGUACAAGUGGAAAUCGUCGAUCAUUAUACAUCAAAAUGAUGAGUUUGGUAAUGAUGGAAUGGAGUCACUAAAACAGCAAUUCAGUGAAGUGGAUAUCAAAACUCGAGAGACAAUUCGACUCGGCAUGAACGUAACCGAUUACCAAAUCGAUUGGGUACAAAUAUUAAAAGCGAGUUAUUCGCGUAUUGUUGUUCUCUGGGCCAAUGAACAGUUAACAACAAUGGUAUUAAAGCAAGCUAUGGAGGAAGAUUUACUGGGAUCAGAUUUUGUUUGGAUAUUGACGACGAAUAUACCAUUGACUAGUUUCACGCUACGAGAAAGGCAAAAGUUAAUUGGAACUCUAACGAUCGAACCUAUGCACGCGGAUGCGAUAGAACAGCCAAUCAAUACAACAUUACUGAAUCAAGCGUAUGACAUAUGGAAACAUUAUCAACCUGAAACAUUUCCAGGAAAUGAUAAUGUCAGUAACUUUGCAUUAUUUACCUUUGAUGCAACAUGGAGCUUUCUGUUAGCCUUGCAGAAACUUUGUACCACUGAACAAUCGUGUUUACAGAUUAAUAAUGCUUCAAAUUGUUAUUACCGACAAUUUUCCAAUUCUGAAUUCUAUUAUCAUUUGAUGCGAUCCACAUCGUUUUUAGGUGUAUCGGGUGAAAUUAGAUUUUCUAACACCACAACGGAUCGCGUUGGUCAUCAAUAUUAUGUUGUUCGAAAUAUUCAAUCCAUCGAUGUACAAAACAAAACUAUUGAUCAUAAGCCAGUUUUGAAAUGGGAUACCGAAUCAUCUCAAUGGACACAAUACAGAAACGAAUCUGACGACAUUGUUUGGCCAAGUCAAAUAACAAAGGCUCCAGCAGAUUAUAAACUGAUCAGAGGAACACGAUUACGUAUGGCAGUUAUUGAAGCUACGCCAUUUAUAAUACUGAAAAAUCCCGCUAUUUCGUACAGUGGAAUGACAGGCGAUUACAAGAAGAUUGAACUGAGUGAAUUCGAUGGAUUUUAUAAAGAUAUACUGGUUUAUUUACAAGAUGAAAUGGGCUUUGUUCCGGUUGUCAUGUUGGCUAAACCGACAGUACAAUAUGAUCAGUUGGUAGAAGGAGUAGCAAACGAUCUAUUCGACACUGUAAUGACAACAAUCACUAUAACGUCCCGACGAACUGCAUUGGUUGAUUUAUCUAUCGCCCUGAUGCCGAGUGCCAUCCGCGUUGUUAUACGAAAAUCCCAAUCUAAUGAUUUUGAUCUGUUCUUCUUUUUGGCGCCAUUUUCAUGGGAAUUAUGGGCAGUUAUCUUAGCUACGAUAAUAUUUACCGCAAUUUUAUUAGGGUUGCUUGAACAGACACGUCCCAAAAGACUGAACCCUGCAGUUAUUAGGCAUAGAAUACUCGAACGUAUUCAUUAUGUAUUAUGUACUAUGCUCGGAAGAGAUCGAACUGGAGAGAAUAGAUCAAGUGCUGAACAAGUUCUUAUAUAUGGUUUGCACGUUAUCCAAGUUGUUCUAUUUUCAUUGUAUACAGCUACUAUAUUAUCGUUUAUAAUAGCAAGUAACUCGACUACUAUUGUGUCAGGAAUCGACGAUAUUAAAAAUGGUAAAGUCGCACCGAAUCGAAUUGGAAUUGUAAGUGGUUCUUCCAUCGAAUAUUACUAUCUGAAUACGAUUUCACAUGGGAAAAAAGAUUAUUACGAAGUGAAAACAUUAAAUGACAUUUACCAAAGUUUGAUCAAUAAAGAUAUUGACGUAGGCCUUUGGAGUAAUCAUUCGAUCAUCUAUUUCACGAACAAUGUUUAUUGUGACUUGAUGACUGUUGGUGUUGAAUUCAGUCAAAGUUCCUAUCAUUUGCCGAUCAAAAAGGGUUGGAUAUACGAAGAUGAACUCAAUGCUGGUGUUUUAUCCUUGAUCGAGUCUGAGGAACUGGAACGAAUACAAAAUAAAUGGUUUCGAACACAGCGUUGUAGUAGUGCAGAUGCAUUCGAUACAAAAACAAGUUCAUUGUCAUUGAAACAGACCGGCGGUGUGUUUAUUGUGUUUCUGAUUUUUGGUGUAAUAGCUGUCAUUAUACAAGCUUUUUCCGCAAUACGAGGAUACUUCUCAUCCCAAAAUAAUGCACCUUUGCAGAAUAACAGGGCCCCAGUAUCAUCUCCACCGACUCCGGAUAUUCGUCUGAACCCCCUUUCAACUGUUUCCCAAGGGAACCCGCACCGAUACCUAAACUUCCACUGA